Aspergillus fijiensis CBS 313.89 is the source of this 2551-nucleotide messenger RNA. RefSeq names its product Zn(II)2Cys6 transcription factor. The transcript has 2 exons. Lineage: Eukaryota; Fungi; Ascomycota; Eurotiomycetes; Eurotiales; Aspergillaceae. Gene Ontology annotation, biological process: DNA-templated transcription; regulation of DNA-templated transcription. Bases 80 to 2281 code for a protein of 733 amino acids. The record is from RefSeq and is a predicted model, not a curated record. Gene Ontology annotation, molecular function: DNA binding; zinc ion binding; DNA-binding transcription factor activity, RNA polymerase II-specific.
CCUCCGAAUUCCGAUCCUGUUGCGCAGUAUGAUCUUCGCUAUUGACAUAUGAUUACACCAUAAACUAUUCUUGCAAAGGAUGCUGCCUCAUGACCCAGUCUCCUCAAGCCCACCGUCACCACCGCCUCUCCAUGAGCGGCCGCCCGGUGCUCGGAUCACACGUGCCUGUGAGCGCUGCCGCUCCCGAAAAGUCCGCUGCGAUGGCCAGACUCCUUGCGCCGGCUGUCGACCGCGAAAUCUCCCCUGUAUCUACCGAUCCGCCACAAGACCGAGGAGGCAAGGAAAAAGAAGGUUGCUGGAUAGUCGAUCCGCUAUCUCGUCGGAAAAUGAUCCUCAAACCCGUUUGAUUGUGCCCACCUCCCCCUCCGUCUCCGCUUCCGCCUCCUCCGCUGCUGCCUCCCGACCCAACACCAUCGAUACCACUCCCCAGCGAGUCCCCAAUGAUCCCGUUCAGUUCAAACGACACCGCGAACUACGCGCUGGAAUUGGUGUCUCCAAUGUCGAUACCGGUUCUUUCCAAUUCUACGGCCCCUCUUCGCAUUUCUGCUUCAUCCAGCGUAUGUGCCAGCGCAUCGCGCGGUCCACAAAUGAAACCAUCGUUACCCCGAACAACGCGGUGCCGGAUGGCGUCCGGAAAUGGAACCUGGAGCGCUUUAUGUUCUGUGUCAACGGGUGUCAAGGCACAACCGGACCGUAUGCUGCCUACAUCUCGCAGGAGGUAGGAAUUGGCCUGAUUGAUUCGUACUUCGAGAUUCUCCACCCGCAGAUCCCCGUGCUGAACUACUCCGAGAUCGUCGACCAAUGGAAAUCUUUGUGGAAGCCCCCAAAGCAACAAAAGCUCGACAAGCGUAACGAGAUUCUUUUCAUUGUUCUGGCUAUCGGCGCCCGCGUUACCAUCGCGGCAGGCCAACAGGAGACCUCGUUGCUAGAAGGAUGGGCAGACCAUUUCGCCGCGCAGGCAAAUCCGAGCACCACCGUCUUGGAGGACCCCAGUCUAUCCACCACGCAAUUGCUGCUUCUGAAAGCAAUGUAUGCCUACCAGGUUAUGCGGCCGAAUGAUGCCUAUUUGUACCUCGGCCACGCCGCUCGGAAUGCCAUGGUGCUGGGAUUCAAUCGAUCCCAGGUCAUGGACGGGACCAAUGUGACUGUCCAUGCGCUUAAACGCACCUUCUGGACUGUCUACGCCCACGAACGCAUGAACGCUCUCUACGCCGGCCGUCCAUCUGCUUUUCGUGACGAGAUUAUUGAUGCUCCAUAUCCUGAAGACCUCCCCUUACCCACCACGAUGAACACAUCGACAGACAACAGUGACAACCACCACGGCCCAACUCGGCUUUGCGGCUUUCUACGCGCCAUGGCCGGCGUCGCCCGCGUUGCUGACCUGGCAUUCGUCAAAAUCUACUCCCCUGCCAGCGUCGCCAGCAUGGCGCAAAUCGCACUGUUGCCGGCAGCGGUAUCCGAGAUCGACGGACUGCUAGGCGCUGUAACGCGCGACCUGCCCCUGUACCUCCAGUUCUUCGACGCAGCCUUACCAAUCGGCUCAGGCUGGCAGGAAGUCCAACGCCUGACGCUGGGCAGUAAUUAUUAUCAGACGCAAAUGUUGACGCAUCGUCCGGCCUUGCUCUUCAGGGCCUUCUUCGCCUCGCUCGACGAGGCUCAGCGGCGUACAGGCCACACUUUGGAGCUGGAGCACUCGAUUCAGGAGACCUUGACCGCCGCAACGAACAUCAUCAACUUGACUCAUGACGUCUAUUUCCGGCGGUGCCCCCGCGCACGCUUCGACGGGUCUUCGGCUACUAUCAUGGUCGCUGCCGCUGUCACCCUACUGUAUGAUGUGCUGGAUCCGACGACGGGCGCGGAGCACGCGCGCGAGGUAUUCGCUACAGUGGAGCGGGCCGUGGAGUGCCUGGAUCAGAUCGAGCAUGUUGGUCCCACCUCGGGCAAAGCCGUGAGUUUGGAUGUGAUGCGCAUCGCGAAGGAGGCGUUGCGAAUGACGACGACGGAUGUCGAGGUCAACCAGGAUUUCAUUGGGACGUUUCCGUGGUUACAGUACAAUCUGCUAGUUCCACCGAACAGCGCUGCCCUGCCGUAUGAGGCGCCACACCCCGAUCUUAGACCAGUACCUGUCUCCACCCAGGGCCAAGGCCACUUAUCCUCCGCCCCGGACACCGCACCGCCGCAGGACCCUGCGCUGCACGUUCCGGCCACGAUGCCAAAUUACAUGUCCUACUGGCUGGAAGCGGGCUUCUCCCCGGAGAACAUUCCAAGCUCCUUGUUCUAGUCGUCUCGAGUUUGAUGUGUUAGGCAGAUACGGUAGAAAGAGUAGAACACCGUUGAGUACACGGUACUCCAUCGCUGAGCUGGAGGGACCUGUCAACCAACUGCCUGCAGAUUCUUUUGCUUCUUGACAACACCUAGGCACCUCGCUUAUGUAUAUACUGCGAGAAAGAGUAAAGAUAUGCGUCCAUCUUGGAUAAACUGGCAUUGUCUCGAGCCUAGUGACGAGCAUUCCUCCAUCUGUGCGUAUGAUUUUGAUAUACCGCUGAGAGAC